Molecule: messenger RNA, 1092 nt
Organism: Rhipicephalus microplus (southern cattle tick)
Lineage: Eukaryota; Metazoa; Arthropoda; Arachnida; Ixodida; Ixodidae
Product: juvenile hormone acid O-methyltransferase
Source: RefSeq, a predicted model, not a curated record
GGGGACAUUCGGACAUUCUUGGCCGGAGAAGGCAAGGCAAGUGCCAACUACCAACUAGCCCAAAUUGCCAUUCUUCUUCAAGCAAUGUACCCUGCCAAGUGCCGGCUUUCGACAGCGGUUGAUAUUUCUGAGCUCCCUCGGAAUGGCCGAUGGUGCAUGUCUUCGUACGAAAAGGAAAAGCUUCGCAUCUCCACCAAUCUGUACGCGCAGAACAACAGUCUUCAGAGGAAGCACAACAACACUGUGCUAGAGUUUUGCCAGCCGGCGUUCUUUGCGGAGCCGCAAAGCACGAUGCAAGUCUUGGACGUAGGUUGUGGAACUGGCGACUUCACACGGGACUUCCUGCUGCCACGUUGCCUGCCGUGCGCCAGGCUAAUCGGCAUCGACUGCAGCGUCGACAUGAUCAAGUAUGCUAGCCGACACUCGGCUCACGAGAAGAUAGAGUAUGAGGUGCUCGACAUAGGCGAAGACGUGACAGAAUUCAUUAGUCAUCGCGGACGCUUCGACAGGGUUUAUUCUUUCUACUGCCUUCAGUGGCUGAAGGACCAGGGCAGCGCACUAAAGAAUAUAGCGGCACUGAUGGCACCGGGGGCGCAGUGUGUACUCGUAUUUCCUGCUUCGCACCAACCCGGUGCAGUGUGGAGCCUUCUGGCCAAGAUGGAUCGCUGGGCAAAAUAUUCCAAGAUGCUGCUGCAGUUUAUAGUGAAGAGUCACUACAUGGUGGACAAGACCGAACAGAUGCGGUACAUGUCCACACUACUCCGUGAAGCCGGCCUGUCCCCCAAUAUUUUUGUGCUGCCCAGGCUGGUGACGUUUGAUGGGUGGUCCGAACAGGCCAUUGUCGGAGCACAGAUGAGUCUUCUUCCAAUGAACCACCUUGUUACUGACGACGAGAGGGCGCUGCUCUUCGAUGACGUCACGACGUUGGUUCGGAAAGUGCAUGGCCCUGAAACUGACCAGUCGAUCUUCCGCACGUACAUCAUCAUGGCCUCCAAAGAAAGUGGCUAAUGACCAUGAAUCGCUGAAUGCACACGCAUAUGUGGUCAGCUUAUUACGUUCUACGGCGAAAGCGAGAAUGGCGACGUGUGAAAU